AUGACUAAGCGGAGCGGUCCGAGUGCGUCGGCAUCAAAAAAAAUUCCUCCGACCACAGCAUUCACGAUUAAAGCAUCUAACGCCUAUCGACAACCCAAUACCGCCAAAAUGCAUCUUAUGUACACCCUCGGUGCCGAUGGCAAGCGUAUCUACACCUUGAAGAAGGUCGUUGAGGGCAAGGUCUCCAAGUCCGCUCACCCUGCUCGCUUCUCUCCCGAUGACAAGUACUCUCGUCACCGUGUUACCCUCAAGAAGCGUUACGGUCUCCUGCUCACCCAGCAGUCCGAGGCUGCUCCUGCCGUUUAA
This is a messenger RNA of Penicillium malachiteum, 306 nucleotides long. RefSeq names its product H/ACA ribonucleoprotein complex subunit NOP10. The record is from RefSeq and is a predicted model, not a curated record. Gene Ontology annotation, cellular component: box H/ACA snoRNP complex; box H/ACA telomerase RNP complex. NCBI's taxonomy places the organism in Eukaryota, Fungi, Ascomycota, Eurotiomycetes, Eurotiales, Aspergillaceae. The coding region runs from base 1 to 306 and encodes 101 amino acids. Gene Ontology annotation, biological process: rRNA pseudouridine synthesis; ribosome biogenesis; positive regulation of telomerase RNA localization to Cajal body. Gene Ontology annotation, molecular function: box H/ACA snoRNA binding; telomerase RNA binding. The transcript is spliced from 7 exons.